This is a messenger RNA of Paralichthys olivaceus (Japanese flounder), 2813 nucleotides long. RefSeq names its product GDNF family receptor alpha 3 (gene gfra3). Gene Ontology annotation, molecular function: signaling receptor activity. The record is from RefSeq and is a predicted model, not a curated record. Lineage: Eukaryota; Metazoa; Chordata; Actinopteri; Pleuronectiformes; Paralichthyidae. Gene Ontology annotation, biological process: nervous system development. Gene Ontology annotation, cellular component: signaling receptor complex; external side of plasma membrane.
CUUCUUCACCAGCGGAGCCGCGUCGUGAUGACUGUCCGCGGGCAGAGCAGCAGCCCGGUGACGCCUGACGCCUCCUCCAUCCAGGAGCUGAAUUCUCCACGCAGCGCGGCGUGAAGCUGGGCUUACAAACACUCACACGCCGUCACACACUCGCAGCGCCUGUGUGUGUGUGUGUGUGUUGGCUCCGAGGCGGCUCAGUCCUUCCAUCUGGGGAUUGAAACUUGAGGGACUUUACCGUGGCAGUCAGAGAACAAAAGGCGCACGGACGGACGGAGGGAGCGCGGUGAAUGUAGCGGCAGGCUGGGUGUCUGUCUGCGGGGCGCACAGCGGUGCUGCUGGAACAAGUCCCGUCCCACGUCCCGUUUCCCCCCCCCCCCGGUGACACGCACUCGGCAAACAUGAUUCUCCUCGGGACCGUGCUUCUUCUUUUCUUCUCAGAUGCCUUGUCAUCCUCAUCACCAAUUUUUCCCUACCCGUCCUCCCACACUGACUGUGUUGAAGCUCAUCGGGUGUGCUCUGCUGAUCCCCGGUGUGAGGCAUUGUACCGGGGCCUGGAGCUGUGUGCGGCUGACGCAGCCAUUUCCCCACUAGGGGAGCAGGCCGCAGCUGAGUGCCUGGAGAGACGGGAUGUUCUGCUGGCCAAACACCCUGCUCUGUUGGCCUGCAAGUGCCAGCGUGGUUUUCGCAAGGAGGAGCAGUGUCUGCGCAUAUACUGGAGGGUCCGCCUGCUGCCAGGGGAGGAUGAGCUGGAACUAUCUCCCUAUGAUGACACAUUAAUGGAUACUCGCAUGGCCUCCUUAGUGGCAGCCUCAUCUUUCACUCAACUGGAUGGUGAGAACCAUUGUCUGAAGGCAGCACAGGACUGUGGUUUGUACGAGAAGUGUGGCUCCCUGCGAUCAGAGUAUGUCCUGGCCUGCACCAAGCGGGUACCUGGGUCCAACCGGUGCAACCAGCACAAGUGCCACAGGGCCCUCCGGCGCUUCCUGGAGAGGGUGCCUGAGGAAUACAGCCUGGGUGUCCUUUUCUGCCCCUGCACUAACACCCUGUGUGGGGAGAGGAGGAGGAAAACCAUUGUACCCUCCUGCUCCUUCCAGGAGAUGGAAGGACUGCAACCUAACUGCCUCCAUCAGCAGAGUUUCUGUCGCCGAGAUGACCUCUGCAGGUCCAGACUGGCUGAUUUCCUUAAUAACUGCCAGCCAUCUCCUCUGACAGCCAGCGGCUGUCUGAAAGACUCAGCAGGCCUCUGCCUCCGAGCAUAUGCUGGACUCAUCGGUACCAUCAUGACACCCAACUACAUCAGUAACAGCUCUGCUGACGUGUCACUGUGGUGCAACUGUGAAGGCAGUGGGAACCAGUGGCAGGACUGUCUGAGACUGCAGCGUAUGUUCACCCAAAACACCUGCCUGCGUAAUUCUAUCAGUUGGAUGGGGAGCCCUGGCUCCCUGCCUGCAGACAUCACCCCCCCUCCUGCUCCCAGGCCCUCCCCACUGGAUCAGGAGGACGAGCUGCUGAGCAACAACCACCUGCCUGAACACAACAAUGUCGUGGUGGAGAGCGAGGAAGAAGAGGACCUGACACAGAUAGAGGAGGAAGGUGAUGAGGGCGACCAGUUCGACAUCAUCCCGCUGUACUCAGAGAGGGCCACUGUCUCCAACCUGGGCUCCUCUGGGACUGGGGUGGCUGCAUCCCUCAACACCGGCCCUGCUAAACCCAUACUACUGCUCCUUCUGCUCCUUUCUGCAUUGUUCAGCUGGGGGUAGAGCGAGGGAUAGGGAGAGAACACACACACACACACACACACACACACACACACACACACACACACACACACACACACACAUGUAAUGGACCCUCCAACAGUCCUGGACUGAUUGCUGUAAAAUAUUCAGAAAAAGUGAAGAAAUGGACUUCACCUUUUGUCAGUAGCAUCCCCUCACUUCUUCACUCCUGCCCUCAUUCCUUCCGUCCCUCCUUUCACAAUAGCACUUUGGUCGACAUGGUCUGACUGCAGCUGCUGUGGUGUAUUCAUGUCCUGAGAGCACUGGAGACCUUGCUGUGGCAGGGCCUUCACAAGCUGCCAUCAACCAAUGAGCAUCAUGUUGCAGUUCCACACGUAGGUCCAGAAAUAUUGAUUCAACUCUAAAGGUCUGCUCAGUUAUCGGCAAGUAAAUACCGGCAACGUUAGCUGAGGUGUGUCAGUGGGAUGAAUCCUGGCUCAUAGGCUACAUUCUUGUUCUGUCAUACAGACAAUAACUCAAAUAACCCAAACAGUGAUGAUUUGAAUGUCCUGUAAUUUAUAGAUGCGAUGUAAGAUUUGCCAAAAUGUUUUGGGAAAGUGGAAGUUAGGUAAAUAUGUCACAUUAAACUAUACAGUUUCUAGACAUUUCAAUAGAGUAGCAGAAGUAGCCUUAAGUGUGAUUAUUACUCCUUUCUCAUAAUAUGUGUUUCAAUGGUGAAUCUACAAAAACUGGAAAGAUUUUAAAGUCAUACGCUUGAAUUUGUUGAAUCCAUCCUUUGUCCACUACUGUGAUGCCGACUGUAUUUUUUUAAUUUAAAAUUCAGUUUUUAUCUUUUUACCAAUCAAAUUGCUACGUUUUCUGUUACAGCUGUUCUGUAAAUAUGUUGACUUGAGAUGCAGCUAUCAUUAUCUAUUGUAUGUUAACAAUGUUAUUACAAGGCAUUCUCCAAACUUCUUCAUUUGGCCAUUUGUAAAACUGGUACCCUAAAGUGCAAACAAAUGUUGCAAAUUCAGCUGAUAAGGACACACUGUGUAUACGCAAUGAUUUUAUGAUGUAGAUUAAUAUUUAUGGCUA